This is a messenger RNA of Kluyveromyces lactis, 1002 nucleotides long. RefSeq names its product glucose-induced degradation complex subunit VID24 (gene VID24). The transcript has a single exon. Gene Ontology annotation, biological process: protein targeting to vacuole; proteasome-mediated ubiquitin-dependent protein catabolic process; negative regulation of gluconeogenesis. Bases 1 to 1002 code for a protein of 333 amino acids. Lineage: Eukaryota; Fungi; Ascomycota; Saccharomycetes; Saccharomycetales; Saccharomycetaceae. Gene Ontology annotation, cellular component: GID complex; extrinsic component of membrane. The record is from RefSeq and is a predicted model, not a curated record.
AUGAUCAACGAAGAUACACGUUCGCAUAGCUCUGGGUUGGAGACGCAACUCGCCAAGGCGAGUAGCUCGUCUCCAUAUAAGGGUCAGGGUCAGACCCAGGAACAACAGCAACAGCAACAGCAACAGCAAAAACAGCAAUCACCUAUAGCAUUCCCUGCGCCUUUGACUCCUUUUUUCCAUAGAAACCCAUAUUUCAGGAACACUUCGCUGCACAGAACUGGGUCUCACGAUUCUAUCAAUUCGAUACGGCGUUCGCAUGAAAACUUUCAAGAUUCGGAGGAUUACGAUAUCCAGGACUCAUGCUCACCAUCUUUGAACUCGCCUCCUAGAUCGAGACCUCAGACUCCCAAGAACCACGAAAGAACUCAUUGGCUAGGGGCUAGAAAACGGUUUGUUGGGUACCAACUCUCGGGAUACAAGAAGUUCCAAGUCAUGAUCACUAUCCAAUCUGUUUCUUUACCAAAUGAUAACGAAUCCAACUGUUGCUCGCCUCAUUUGACUGGAUUCCUCUCUAUAAAGGGUCUCACGGUACAAAAUCCCGAGAUCACCACUUUCUUCGAAUCCAUCACCGUAACGGAUUCUCUAGGGUUUCUAUCCAAAGAUAUCCCAAUAGAUUAUGCGUCCUAUAAGGCCUCGGACCAGACUGAUUUGGAGCAUUGGUUGAAUUUCCCAUCUUUCAAAGAACUUUGCAUGCAAAACGAUCCAAAGUAUCCUUCUAAGAAUAUUCUACAAUCUAUCAUCGAUGGUACUUACUCACAUACCGAUUACUUGAAUCAAAGGUUCCUUUACAUGAGGUGGAAUGAGAAAUUCCUGGUGCCUGAUGCCGAUUUGGAAUCAAUAGAUGGUGCAUCUUACGACGGCUACUACUACAUAGUACACGAUCAAUUACUUGGUAACAUUCUGGGGUUCUACUACCAUGAACAUGCUGAAAGAUUUCAACAGUUAGAAUUGCAACCUUUACAAGAACCAUCAAUCGGAGAUUGUUCAUUCGAAUUUGCAUAA